Molecule: messenger RNA, 2781 nt
Organism: Ruditapes philippinarum (Manila clam)
Lineage: Eukaryota; Metazoa; Mollusca; Bivalvia; Venerida; Veneridae
Exons: 14
Coding region: 164-1762 (532 amino acids)
Source: RefSeq, a predicted model, not a curated record
CAGCGCCAGGACACAAGAACAAUACAGAAGAGAAAUCGACGAAUUAGAGUCCAAGGUAAAAGCACUAGAAAGUGUCAUAGAUGAAAAAGAUAAUCUUCAGAAGCAUGACGAGAAAGAAUAUCAAGAGUUAAAAGAACGAGUUGAGUUGCUUGAAACAUUUGUGAUGACAGUUUCAACGGACGAUUCUAAGAUACACUCUGCAACUUUGAAACAGGAAAAGACUGAGAUAGAAAAUGGAAAUGCUGUUCCUGAGAAAGACUACAAAAAUGUAAAUUGUCCUGAAACAUAUCAGAUUAAAGGUAGUGAGAAUGGGAGUGAAGUAUAUCGUGCACAUAAAAAAGAAAAUUUAAAAGCAUCUGCAGAAAAGAGUACAUCAGACAAUGUGUUCACGAAGGAAACAACUCCUCAAGAUACACAGUCACCCUUGCCAAAUAAAUCUAAAGAAAACUCCGUUGCACAAGCACAAGUUGUAAAGAAAUACAACUUCGUUGCUGAUAACCAGAAGAAGCAAACGGUACAAACUAAAGGAGCUUCGAGUAUACCGGAACAACCUAUAAAAGGUGCCGAAGGUACAAGCAAAGACCAUGCCUCUACAAUGAAGUCCGAUAGAAAGAGAACACUUAGAGAUUUACAAGGUGUUCAUACUAUUAUUAUUCUUGAUAUCUCAGCAAGUAUGGCGGAAGAAAAUGCAUGGACGCAUGCAUCAAGAUUUGUUCUAGAUUAUCUAAACGGCCUCGAGGAAAUCUCCAAUCGGUAUGAGCUUUCCAAUGAGCAUGUCGCUCUAGUGACGUUUGGUCACGAUACACGAGUGCAACAGCGUUUUACGAAAGACUACAAGCGGAUUUGGCAGCUUGUUGAAAAUCAGCGGCUUGGAGGACCAAGUCCACUAGAUGAAGGACUGGCAUUGGCAAUGGCCACAGCACGGUCAUCAAGGCAAUAUGUGGAAAAAGUUAAUCAAGUGGCAGUAUUUCAUAAAGUCAUAAUAGUGACGGACGGUUUUAUUACUGAAGUAAGCCAACAUGAAGGACCGGAUAAAGCAGUUGGAGAUUUAAGCGAAACUAAAGCAAUGUUGCUACAGACCAUGGAGGAAUUCAAGUGCAUUCAAACGGAUAUGUAUUAUGUCCAAGCAGGAAAAGGAAGCGAAGAAACACGACAGUUUAGCGAAUUAUUGAUGGCUGAAGUAGGUGGCAAAAUACUUGAUUACAAAUCUGGUCGACAGUUUUCAAGGCGUAUUUAUUUAACACCGAACAUACCGGAAUCGUUUGGACUUGUUCUUAUGUCACAGUUCGGAGGUGGCCGCCAAUCAUUUGGAGACUUUUCCCAGGAAGACAGGUUUAUAAAGAUUAUGAUUGAAGAAGUUCAAAGUGAUGUGCGAAAAUCUUUGAUCACCCGAAUGCACACAAAUCAGUCGACAAAUAAAUACGGGGAGAAAUCGGGAAGUAAUUUGCCACCAGCGGGAGGCCGUGUCCGGCGAGUACAAGUAGUUGAAUAUGAUCAUGAUGGUAAAGAUUGGACAAAUUCUAAAGGAAACGCCCAAAACAGGCACAGAGGCGUCGUUACCAGAGUUGCAGGGCCGAAAGCGACAGUUCGCUGGGAUGAUGGAGAAAGGGGUGAUUACACUUACAGUGGAACUGGAAAAUGUGUAAUUGAAGUUUGUUCUGGAUUUCGAGCUUUUGGCCUCGAAGGACACGUACUUGGAUCAGAUUUUACAGAGCCGCAACCAGAUCAAAAGAAAAAGAAUAAAAAUAAAAAUGUCAAGUAACAUCAUCAAUAAACAUUCAAACCGAACUACAUGUAUACUAUUAAGAGUCUGGUGAAUAUUUUCCUAAAUCACGUUAUUGAAUGUCAACAACCAAUCAAGCGGGACGUUAAAAACGUACUUUAUUGGUGCCAUAUACCCUUUGGAGUGAGACUUACGGGGACAGUGGACCUAAAAAUGAACAAUUUCGUAGUUCAGUGAGACCUAAAACACGAUUCCAAAUAUUUCAAAAUAUGUUACACAGACGGAUAACUAGUUGCACAGCAUUAUUCAAGGAUAUAUCACAUACAUUUAAGAAAAUAAUAGUUUACAUGCAUUGCUCCUAAAAAUAAGACUCACAAGAAUCUAUAUUUACCCCACCCACAUGAAGGUGCAGGAUACUCCAUUUCCUUCACAUCACUAACUAACUAAUUCACAUCACUAACACACAGUGCAAUCAAUGGCAUUUUGCAAAGUUGUCAAUGUACAGUCUGUCAUACGUUUAGAUUUUUCACAAAAUUUAUCCAAAGUUUCUUACUUGUCUGGCGCCAACUGUAAAGUGCUUGAUUUUAACUUUUUCACCUCCGUAAGAGAGUCACAAAUAAAUACAUACAAAACUACCAAAAUGUUUACUUUAGGGUAAAAUCCCAACAAUUAUGCUCAUUUCCUACACACAAACAAGAAAGCAUUAAAAUUUAUCAGUACCUGCAAAACACCAUGUCCACACCGUAUUACCGGCGCCAGUGAUGGCAGAUCACUGCAGUGAUGGCAGAUACCUGAAAUCUACCGCUCGGUACAGGUAGGUUAUAAAUUUGGUUGAUAUUAUUAUAUCACACAAAUACGGCCCAUUUCAUUGCUAUGAAACUAUUUUCCAUUGACUGGAGAUACUAUUAGGUAAUUUUGGACUCGAUUUUUCCUGUUUUUAGACUAUUUUGAGCAGGUUAAAAGUGACAGCUUCGGAAAAAUCCGUGAAAAUGUCUGUUUUUUUGUUCAAAAUAUCUCAAGUAUUAACUAAACUGCAGGAUUUCGUGCAAUUAAUAUAG